UAGAAACCCAUGAGCAGAACUUCCCAUCAGUGGUAAAGAUGGCAAACCUCUGGCAGCACAUGGUCCUGUUUUGUAUGCGGAUUCCUCUGUGUCUGUCAUCCACCAUGAGCCUCAUUGGUUCACCACAGGAGUGUGAAAAAACUCACUUCGUUCCUGGUUACAACCUGGGUGGAGAAGGCUUUGACAUCGUAACCAUGGAGAGGAAGGGAGCCUAUGUCAUCGACACUGAAACGUGGAACCUUGGAAAUGGCACUUGCAAACUAUGCAGAAACAGCUACAUGGCUGGAGAGAUGCAGAAGGUUCCAGUUGCUGUGGUGGACUGGAGAAACCUCCCGAAGUGCACCAUGAAGGUCUCCAGCACACUCUACGAUUCUGUGGAAUCUCUCGUCAAUGAAUCCACAUCAUCUGUGUCCAACGAUUGGAAAAUUGGUCUUGAAAUUCCAGUGGACCCUUCAGUCACUGUUGGUGUUGGCCUUGGAGGGUCACACUCCAGGGCCUCUGAAUUUGCCAUGAAAAAAUCCAAAGAAGAUCGCUAUACCUUUGUCCGCCAAUCCGUCAAAUGUAAUUUCUAUAGGUACAGACUGACAACAAAUCCUCCCUUGAGUGCUGACUUUCUAUCAGCUGUGAACACGCUUCCUCCAUAUUCUCCUGCAAAGACAUCUGCAUAUCGCAACCUGAUUGACACUUAUGGUACUCAUUACAUCACACAUGUUUUUCUUGGAGGGGAAAUAAAGGCAACAACCUCUUUCCAGACCUGCAAGGCAACCAUGAAUGGGCUGACAGCAACAGAUGUUAGUGAUUGUUUGAUGGUUGAAGCCUCACUUAACAUUGCUAACACUGCCAAAUUUAAUGCCAUGACUAAACACUGUGAAGCAAAGAAGAGUAAAAUGGGCUUAAACCAAAGUUUCAGCUCAGAAUUCAAUGAGCGUAUCACAGAGGUCAUUGGUGGGGAUGAAAUGGAAGUUGUACUUCUUGAAGGAAGUUCAGACCCUACUGUGUAUAACAGGUGGUUAAACUCUCUUAGAACCACACCUGAUGUGGUCCAGUAUAACUUGAAACCUCUGCACAACAUCCUACCAGAUAAUCACCAUGCAAAAAAGGGUCUGAAACGUGAGGUGGAACAGUACAUCUUGAAAAAUGCAGUGCUGAAAAAAUGUUCUGAAUCCUGUCCAAUUGGACACAGGUCCAGCAAGAGAGAUCCCUGUGCUUGUGUGUGUAACAGUAACCAGAAUAUCAAGUCAAACUGCUGUCCAGCAGGGAAAGGCUUCGCAACAUUGAAGGUCUCUAAACUUCAUGCAAAUAAUCUAUAUGGAGACAGGUGGACUGAGACCGAUGGUUCAGUGGAAGUUAAGUACGGUGACCAGAUAAAACGCACCAUAAUAAUCAGUAAUAAUGACAAUCCUAGGUGGCCUGAAACAUUUGAUUUUGGACCCGUUGUCAUCAAUAUGCAAAAUAAGCUUACAUUUUCUGUAUAUGACGAGGAUACACACUGGAACAGGGAUCUGCUUGGUGAGUGUUCCUUUGAUCUCCGUAAAGGGCUUGUGAAAGACACCUGCAUGUUUGAUCAUGGUACGUUCUUCUUUACUUACUUGGUGGAGUGUGCACCGAGCCUGGGUGGUAAUCGGUGUGAUGAGUACCUUCCCUCUCCCAUGAAUCCCUCUCUGGCCAAAGUGUUUUACACCAGAAAUGGGGUUCUGCUUGGAGAUUCAAUGAGGAAGUUUUCAAAGCCAGGCGCUCUUUCAGGUUUUGGCCAACUGUGAGAGGAUGUAACGAGCACAGUAAUUGCAAUCGCUUGUAGUUUGUAAUGUUCUUUUCUUUAACUUUCAUAUUUCUGAAGAAUACUUCUUAAUCCUAAUGUUUGUCAAUAUACUGAUAAUUCUUUUUCCAAAAAAAUAAAAAAUAAAUGCAUUGUUUGUAAUUUUCCCAACUUUUGCCUGUAAUGUUUGUGCAAAAUUUUUAACACUUAAAUGAUUUCUAAGAUUCAAUCGUAGUUUGUAAAACAGUAACUAAUGAAUCCUACUUUAUGCUUCUUUUCAAUCUGCAAAAACCCGCAAUAAAGCAUCCACAAAGACA
Molecule: messenger RNA, 2073 nt
Organism: Fundulus heteroclitus (mummichog)
Lineage: Eukaryota; Metazoa; Chordata; Actinopteri; Cyprinodontiformes; Fundulidae
Product: perforin-1-like
Exons: 3
Coding region: 39-1760 (573 amino acids)
Source: RefSeq, a predicted model, not a curated record